UCGACGACCGACCAAAUCUUCACUGUGCGACAAAUCCUCCAAAAGUGUCGCGAGUACCAAGUCCCCACGCACCACCUAUUCAUCGACUUCAAAGCCGCGUACGACUCAGUCGAUCGCGAAGAGCUAUGGAAAAUAAUGGACGAAAACGGCUUUCCCGGGAAGCUGAUAAGACUGACCAGAAUGACGAUGGAUGGUGCUAGGUGUUGUGUGAAGAUAUCGGGUGCGGAAUCGGACUCGUUUCCUUCACUCGGGGGGCUUCGGCAAGGCGAUGGGAUUUCUUGCCUCUGUUUCAAUGUGGUACUGGAAGGUGUUAUGAGACGAGCGGGCUUCAAUAUGCGGGGCACGAUCUUCAGCAAGUCCAACCAAUUCUGCUACGCCGACGAUAUGGACAUUGUUGGCAGAACGCUCAAGGCGGUUGCUGAUGCGUACACCGGCUUGAAGCGGGAAGCAGAAAAGGUUGGGCUAAGGGUGAAUGUGGCGAAGACAAAGUACCUGCUGGCAGGAGGAACCGAGUCCCUUAGGGCUCGCAUUGGACCGUGCGUUACGAUCGACGGCGACGAAUUCGAGGUGGUAGAGGAGUUUGUAUACCUCGGAUCGUUGGUGACGUCGGACAACAGCUGCAGCAGGGAAAUUCGGAGACGCAUCAUCGCUGGAAGUCGUGCCUAUUUCGGUCUCCACAAGAGCCUAAGGUCCCGGAAAUUCUCCCUACAUACGAAGUGUUCCAUCUACAAGUCGCUGAUAAGACCGGUCGUCCUCUACGGGCACGAGACGUGGACAAUGCUCGAGGAGGAUCUACGAGCGCUAAGCGUAUUCGAACGUCGAGUGCUCAGGACCAUCUUCGGCGGCGUAUUUGGGAACGACGGCUGGCGGCGGAGAAUGAACCACGAGCUUGCGCAGCUCUACAACGAACCAAGCAUCCGGAAGGUCGCGAAGGCUGGACGGUUGCAGUGGGCGGGUCAUGUUGCUAGGAUGCCGGAGCGACCCGAGCAAUUAAGCCAGCGGAACCAGAGGAUCAACCCUGCGAAGUUGGUGUUUGUGUCGGAGCCGGUAGGAACAAGACGUAGGGGGGUGCAACGCGCGAGGUGGGUGGACCAAGUGGAGAACGAUUUGGAGAGAGUGGGUGCCCCGCAAAACUGGAGACAAGCAGCCAUGGACCGAGCUUGUUGGCGGAGAAUCGUGCAGCAGGCCAAGCUAAUGGUGUAGCGCCAACAAAACUAGAGAAAAGUUUCUGAGAGUAGAACAUUAGUACUUAAAUGUAAACCAGACACCAAUCAGCCGUCAGUCUUCAUCGAGUGGUGGCCUGACUCGGAUGUGGGUUCCAGUGCUCUUGUAACAAUCAGUAAAAAAACGAAAA
Molecule: messenger RNA, 1354 nt
Organism: Culex quinquefasciatus (southern house mosquito)
Lineage: Eukaryota; Metazoa; Arthropoda; Insecta; Diptera; Culicidae
Exons: 3
Coding region: 136-1203 (355 amino acids)
Source: RefSeq, a predicted model, not a curated record